UUUUUGUACGUUGAUGACGACCACGGAGCCGAGCGUCCACUCAACCUCCGCAUCUAUCAACCCUAUGCACGUGUUUUUCCCGCUGGGCAGGCAUUGACUCUAGAGCUAUGGGAUGAGGUCAGGACGCCCCACGAGGAAAAGAAGCAGAUCAAUGGGAGCGUGCUCACAAUAAUCGGCUUCCUGGUUGACGCCAUCAAUAUGUCGGCAACCUUGCCCGACGAGAAGCGCAAAAUCCUGAUCCAGACCAUAGAGGCCUUCGCACAUGUAGGCCUCCGCCCGACAGUGCGCGAGUGCCAGCAAUUGACAGGCCACGUCAACUGGUCACUGAAUGUAUUCCCCCUCAUCCGUCCGUGCUUAUGCGCACUGUAUGACAAGCUGGUUGGGAAGAAUCAGCCCAAUGCCACGGUCUGGACCAACAAAGCAAUUGUCGACGACUUGCUUUGGGGGCUUACGCACCUACGCUCGCUCCCGGGGGUGUUUUUCUUCGAUUCAGUCCAGUGGGAC
Coniophora puteana RWD-64-598 SS2 is the source of this 504-nucleotide messenger RNA. RefSeq lists its product as uncharacterized. The transcript has a single exon. The annotation marks the transcript as partial. The record is from RefSeq and is a predicted model, not a curated record. Lineage: Eukaryota; Fungi; Basidiomycota; Agaricomycetes; Boletales; Coniophoraceae.